Molecule: messenger RNA, 1900 nt
Organism: Coregonus clupeaformis (lake whitefish)
Lineage: Eukaryota; Metazoa; Chordata; Actinopteri; Salmoniformes; Salmonidae
Product: mediator of RNA polymerase II transcription subunit 25-like
Exons: 13
Coding region: 1-1431 (476 amino acids)
Biological process (GO): positive regulation of transcription by RNA polymerase II
Cellular component (GO): transcription regulator complex; mediator complex
Source: RefSeq, a predicted model, not a curated record
AUGGGCCCUCUCAAACCAGUCCUGCCCCCUCAACCCCUGCCUGUCAGUCAGCCUCCUCUUGGUCCCGCCUCGCAGGCUCCUCCACCAAUAAGCACGGCCCAUCCAUAUCAGCCCCCACCUUCCCUUAACGCGGCCCAGGCAGCUGCACAGAUGGCUGUAGAGGCAGCCAACAACCAGAAGAGUCGCUCAACAAGCCCCUCCCCCGCAGCAGCAACAAGUCCAGCCGCCAGGACAACCACAGCCCAAUCAGCAGCAGCCGGUGCCCCUCAGCAGCAGCAGCCCACGGCCAAUCAGCAGACGCCUCCAUCCUCACAGCCUGGCAUGCCUGGUGUGUCUGUAGCCCAGGCGAAUCCGAUUGGGGGGCAGCAGCAAGGCGUAGCCAAUAAGAUUGUAGCAUGGAGUGGGGUACUGGAGUGGCAAGAGAAGCCCAAAGCCUCGUCUAUGGAUUCCAAUACCAAACUCACGCGCUCCCUGCCCUGCCAGGUGCAAGUCAACCAAGGAGAGAACCUAAAUGCAGACCAGUGGCCACAGAAGCUCAUCAUGCAAUUGAUCCCACAAAAGCUACUGACAACACUUCGUCCACUCUUCAGAAACUCUAGAAUGGUUCAGUUUCUCUUCACCAACAAAGAUGUGGCGUCACUAAAAGGUCUUUAUCGUAUCAUGGCCAAUGGAUUUACGGGGUGCGUCCACUUCCCCCACAGCGCCCCCUGUGAGGUGCGGGUGCUCAUGCUGCAAUACUCCUCCAAGAAGAGGAUUUUCAUGGGCCUCAUCCCCGACGACCAGAGCGGCUUCGUCAACGGCAUCCGACAGGUCAUCACCAACCAUAAACAGGUCCAGCAGCACCGCUCGUUGGGUUCAGGAGGGCCGAUGCCAGGGCCGCCUGGCCAGGUUCAACCCAAUCAGAACUUCCUCAACCGGCCGCAGGGGCCCAUCCCUGUCUCCCAUGGCAACGUGCAGCAGCAGUCUGUGGUGGUGGGCAUGCCCUCUGUUAGUCAGGUCACUCUGAUGGAGGAACAGCAGAGACAGGCCAACCUGAUGACGAUGAGAGCAGCCAGCGCAGCUAAUCAGCAGCCGCCCGUCACCGGCGCUCCGCCCAACCAGGUCACUCAGGGUGGACAGGCCCCGCCCCAGGGUGCCAUGCUCCGCCUUCCAAACCCAGGAGCCAAUCCUCAGCUGCGCAGUCUACUCCUCAGCCAACAGCAGCCACAGGGUGGUGUUGGUCACAUGCAGGGCAUGAUGCCUCACCAGGGGCUGGGAGGGCAGCUGGUCCACCCUACUCCAGGAGCGGGCGCCCAAAUGCAGGCCCAUUGGAGACAGCCCCUGGCAGGUCAGAUGAUGGCUGCUGGUCAGAGGGGCCCUGGAGCCCAACCCCCCGGGAUGCCCCAGGUGUCCUCCGUCAUGGAGGAUGAGAUUCUCAUGGACCUUAUUUGAGUUUGCACCCAAAAAGACUACAUCCCACAGCAGCCAGCAUUUUCAGUUUCAUCAUGGGGGCAGACUGGGAGAUGUCGUUUUCCAAGUUUCUACUCUGGCUUUGUUUUCUGUUUUUUCCUUUUAUAUCAAAAGAGCAGACAACAGCAGGGAGAAUCAGGAGUUUGUACUGUAGAGCUAUUGGAGAUGAUAAGGGGAGGACAUGCAAGCACACGCUCUCAUGCAUAUGCAAACACAGACACACACACACACACACACACACCCUGUCACACACCUAAUGAAGCCAACCCAAUGGGAGGACAGUGUUCAUUGCACUGUUGUGUGCUUGUAUGGAAACCUGUUUCACAUUCAUUUAAUUGUUUAUAUGAAAUGUCUUUUUUUUAUUGAGGUUAAACUUUUUCUGAAGUUGUUUUUUUGAGCUAUAGAUGACGUUGUUUUAUUGAGAUGAAAUAAAGAUGAAUUUUGUCAAGGA